Helobdella robusta is the source of this 519-nucleotide messenger RNA. RefSeq lists its product as hypothetical. Lineage: Eukaryota; Metazoa; Annelida; Clitellata; Rhynchobdellida; Glossiphoniidae. The transcript has 4 exons. The record is from RefSeq and is a predicted model, not a curated record. The coding region runs from base 1 to 519 and encodes 172 amino acids.
AUGUGGAGGUUCCCAUUUUUCUUUUUUUUUUCUUCUCGUACAAAUUUUCAUUGGAGGGAAACAAAAAGUUCAAAAAUUCUUUCGCAUUCGAACUCAUUCGCGAGACGUUCUUUUGUAGUCUGCGAAAAUGACAAUAUAAGCAAGACGGCAAGUGAAAUUAAAAGUAACAACAAUAUGAACUCCAACAUGAAGAUGGUCCUCCGUUUCGAACGCGGCUGCCUCUUUGGCUUUCACAAAUUUUCUCAUUUAAUUUUAAAAACUGAUCAAAACUCUACUUGGGAAGAACUUUUAAUUUCAGAACCAGUUUUGCUGAAUUAUGAAAAAAAAUGGUUAUUUACAUUUUUGUUGAGCUGCCACAUGUACCCUACUAUCACGAAACUAAUUGCUCCUACCACCAUUUCGACAACUCCUUCGCUCACUGAUGAAACGCAAUCGUUCGGCGAGUUCGGCUUCGGCAUGCCCGUGAAAAAGUUUCGAGAGGUACCAAAUUUACCUUACGUUUUUACUGUGUGUGUGUAG